AUGUAUGCUUGUGAAUCGUACGAAAUGAAAGUAGAUCCUGGGGAGAUAUUCAAAAAUUACAACCACAAUGAAACUGUAAAAUGCAUUGAUAGUUUAAGAGAUAAUAUAAUUAACAAAGAAGACGCAAUUAAGGAUUUUUUAAAAAAGAAAAGCAGCAAAGUAAUUGAUAAUACGAUUAAAAUUAAGAACAUAUACGGAAAUGUGGAGAAAAUAAAACACAACAUAGAAUAUAUAAUUAGCAAUUACAACAAGUUAAUUAAUGAUGUGAAGAGUUCAGCAGGUGUUACUUUUAAAGAAUCUUGUUAUACGAAAGAAUUAAAUGAAUCUGAAAAAAAUAUCAUAAAAAAUGUAUGGAUGCAAAAAUAUGACAAGUAUGAAUUCUUAUUCAACAAUUCAUUUUUUUUAUUAAAUUCGGAAGAAAACAAUUACUAUGAUUUUGUUAAGAAAAAAAAAGAAGAUUUAAUUAAUUACGAUUGUUUUUACUUAAACAAUUAUAUAAACAAUAUUUAUUUUGAUAUUAAUAAAAAAGUGAGUGAAGAAAAUUAUAUAUAUGUCGUUAAUAAAGUUUAUACAGAUAUAUUUAUUUGUUUAAAAAUUUUAAAUUCUAUACUUAAAAAUGAAGAAAUUCGGAAUAUUUAUAAAAAAAUAUUUGACAGUCAAAGUUCUUUAUAUUAUUUAAAUUCCUUUGCAAGUAAAUAUAAGGAGAAUUUUUAUGAAAUUUUACUCAAGUUAAUUUACUCCUCUUAUUAUAACUUAACAUAUAAUAAUAAUUGUAAAAUUAAUGCAAUACCAAAAUGUGUAAUUGUCUUACUAAUUUUUUACAAUCAGAAAAAUUCUCAAUUUAUUGAUAUUAUAAAAAAUAAUUUAUUCGAGGAAAUUCUGAAUGCAAGAAUAAAUUUAAUAAAUAAUUUUAUUAAAAAAAAAAAGUUCCUAGGGGAAAAAAAUUUCCUCUUUGCAAAACUAAAAACCUCUUUUAAAAAAAUCACUUAUUUAUUAUUAAAUACCAAGUAUAUACUGCUCCUUCUAAUUGAUGUAAAAAAGAAGGAUUUGUUGGAAAAAAUAAAAAAAGGGGAAGCACAUAAGGAAGCACUUGAACAAACCCGUGAGGAAAGCCAUGAAGAUGCACGUGAACAAACACCAAAGUUGAAGGAAGGUGAGGAUAAAAUCACACAAAGCGACACUAGUACAAAUGUACAAAUUGAACAAAGUGAAUUAACGUGUGCUAAAAAGGAUACUAUUUUGUUAAAAGAACAGGAGAAAAGUGACAGAAGUGUUAAUAGGAAAUAUUCAGACGAUUCUACAGAAACCCAAGGGAAAACAUUUUUAGAAAUAAUGAAAAAUGAUUUAUUUAUACUACAAGAUUUAUUUCAUGAAGAUAAAAAAAAGGAGAUAAAAAAAUAUAAGGAAUAUUAUAAUUAUGGUAUAAAUAGCACAAAUGAAAUAAAAAAUAUCAUGAACAAAAACAGCAUAGAGAAUUUGAAGCUAUUACAAAAAAAUUACUCCGAAUGUGUUAAUCGUAUUUAUGAUUAUAUGGUACAUUUACUACACCUUUAUUAUUAUGAAAACGAGUAUAAUUUUAUAUGUAAUUUCUUGUUCAAAGAAUAUACGAGUAUCAAACUACUUUAUAAUAAAAUGAAAACAAAAAUUUUAACAAAAGAAAAAUAUUUCAAUAAAUUUAUGAAAGAUGUCGAUUUUUUUAUAAGCAAUGAUUACUUAAAUGCUAUACAUGAUCAAAUCUUUGAAAUUUUUUUUUUUCUAUUUUUUAACAAAUUUAUAAGUGCCAUACCAUUUUUUGAUACGAAACCUAUAAACAAAUGGAAAUUAAUAAUUAUAAAACUUUUGCAAAUUUUAUUUUAUAAUAUAUCAUCUAUGACUUAUGAAAAAACAUUUGAAAUGGAAAGAUAUAUAUUUCAUUCUUUUCUUUUAAAUUCCUUUUAUUUUUACUAUGAAUUUUACACAACCGACUUGGAUUCAAUAUAUACAGAAUUUUGUAAAAUUGAAAAAUACUCCAAUAAGAACGUAAAAAGUAGAAAAAAUUUUCAAAAAGAAUUAUCAGAAUAUUUUCUUACAAAUAAAAAUUCCUCAAAAGACAAAUAUUUUCAUAAUGAAUUUAAAAAAAUAAUAAAAGAAAAAAUACACCCAUUGAUGUUUAAUGCAUAUAAGCUUAUUAUGUAUAUAGAAAGCAAAGAAAUUAACAGCAGCGUGAAUUCUGAUUUUUUCUCAACAAAUGAAGAGGAUACAACUUUGAUAGAUUUUCACAAAGAAUUCAACGCAUUUAUGAAUAUUUUGAAGUACCAAAAAGGGGUACCUUCGAACAUUAGUAAUGAGCACAUUUUGAAAAAGUGUAAUAUGUUACUAAUCUUUUUAAAAUCAACUACUCGAGGGAAAAUCAAUGGGGAGAUGAACUUUUUUCCUAGCACAGAUGAUAGUGGAGUUUUCAAUAACGCAAACAAUGAGCAGCGUGUCGCAAAUAUUGUUAAUGUCUCUAAUGCUGCAAAUAUCGCCAAUGAAAUUUUGAAUUAUGAUAGUUCAACCAAACUUUAUGAUCAAAUUCAGAGGACAGAAGACAUAAAUGAAGAAUACAAAGAAUUGUGGUUUUAUAUUAAUCUUACUAGGUAUAAUAAUAAACAAGAAUUUAGUAAAUUUUUGAAUUGCUAUUGCAUAGGUUUAAAAGAAAGGAAUACAUUGGAGAGUGAAAAAGCGUAUAACAAAGAGAUCAGUUCGGAUAAAGAAAAAUAUUUAAAUGAUGAUUAUUAUUAUAAUUAUUAUCAUAACGAGGGUGAUAGUUGCAUUAGUGGUGAUAUCCAUGGCGAUGAUAGUAACGAUGGCGCGAAGAGCGAACAAAAUUUUUGCUUAAAUGAUUUAAAAAGUAUAUACUUCCAUAUAGUUUAUCAUAUAUUUAAGAUUUCACUGAAAUGCUUUUGUUUGGAACAUUUCGAUAAUUUAGAGUGUUAUUUAGACUUUUUACUGAAUAUGCUAUCAAAUAAUGAUAUGAAAAAUAUAAUAUGUGAAAAAAUGAACUGUCAUUUAGUAAACAUAUUCACCUUCUCAAAUAUAUUUAUAUUAUAUAUUGAAAAAGUAAUAAACACAGAGAUGUAUAGAAGCAUUAUUAUCUUUAUUGUAAAAAGUGUACUACAGAAGAGGAUAUACAAAAUUUAUCGCAAAUUUAUUUGUAAAAUAAAAGAAAUUUAUUUAAAUGAAAGUAGAGAAGAAACAAAAGACAAGAAAAACUUUUUAGAUAAAAAAAUAACGGAAUUGUAUAAUAUAUUACUGCUAGACUUAUGUUUUUGUGAACAAAUUUUAGAUAAAAAUACUAUUAUAAAUAAAUACUUUUAUGAAAGUCUUAUUUCAAGAUAUAGAGAAAAUGAAAUUUACUACAUGCAAGCGUGUUUAUAUUUUAUUCAUAUUUAUAAAGAAAAAUAUAAUGUGUACAGCGAAAAAAAAAUUAAUGAAAAUAAUACAAAAAAACAUCUAUUCUUUAAAAAAUUACAUAAAAAAGACACACACACACAAAAAAAAGUAGAAACUAACCCAUCUAGCUACUUGUUCAAAAUAAUAAUUGAUGAUAUUUUAGCAGAGCUAAAUAAGUUAGAUAAUCUUAAUAGUAUUAUUUUUCAAAAACACAUACGCCUACUAUCUCAAAAUAUCAUAAGAAAUUCUUAUUUAUUAUAUUACUUAUUCGCCCACAGUUCAACAUUAAAUAACUUACUAUUAAAUGUACAAAAAGAGGAGAAGCAAAAAUCGCUAGAAAUUUUUAAUUUUAAUGAAAUUCAUAUGAUUGAUAACAGUCUUAUUGAAGAUAAAUUGUUCAAGUUUUUUUUUUAA
Plasmodium malariae is the source of this 3825-nucleotide messenger RNA. Its product is annotated as conserved Plasmodium protein, unknown function. Bases 1 to 3825 code for a protein of 1274 amino acids. The transcript has a single exon. The record is from RefSeq and is a predicted model, not a curated record. Lineage: Eukaryota; Apicomplexa; Aconoidasida; Haemosporida; Plasmodiidae.